Panicum virgatum (switchgrass) is the source of this 1614-nucleotide messenger RNA. RefSeq names its product hydroxycinnamoyltransferase 4-like. Gene Ontology annotation, molecular function: acyltransferase activity, transferring groups other than amino-acyl groups. The transcript has a single exon. NCBI's taxonomy places the organism in Eukaryota, Viridiplantae, Streptophyta, Magnoliopsida, Poales, Poaceae. The coding region runs from base 98 to 1396 and encodes 432 amino acids. The record is from RefSeq and is a predicted model, not a curated record.
UGUCUCACGUACACCUCUAUUUAAGCCGACGAGAUGCUCGCCAGAACCCAUCGCCAGCUGCUCCUCAGCACCACGAGGAUCGGAUCGAUCGGAGGCAAUGGCGACGGUGGAGGUGUUGACGUCGGAAGUGGUCGUGCCAGCCGAGGAGACGCCGUCGGGCGGCCUCUGGCUGUCCAACCUGGACCUCGCCGCGCGCCGCGGGUACACGCCCACGGUGUACUUCUUCCGGUCCAACGGUGAGCCGGGGUUCUUCGCCGCGGACACCGUCAAGGGCAGCCUCGCCAGGGCGCUGGUCGCGUUCUACCCGCUCGCCGGACGUCUCGGCGUCGACGGCGCCGGGCGCGUCCAGGUCGACUGCACCGGCGAGGGCGCGGUGUUCGUGACCGCGCGGUCGGGGUACGCGCUGGACGACCUGAUGCGCGAGUUCGUGCCGUGCCGCGCGAUGCGGGACCUGCUCGUGCCCGCGACGCCCACGCCGGACCCGCCGUGCGCGCUGCUGUUCGUGCAGGUCACGUACCUGCGCUGCGGCGGCGUCGUGCUGGGGCAGGCGAUGCACCACUCGGUGUGCGACGCGCGGGGCGCCGCGCAUUUCUUCGAGACGUGGGCGAGCAUCGCGCGCGGGGACGCCGCCGCGGACGCGCCCGUGCCGCCGUGCUUCGACCACGGCCUGCUCGCGGCGCGCCCCGGCCCCGCGCGCGCGGUGCUGUACGACCACCCGGAGUACAAGCCCGACCCGGAGCCGCCGGUGGACGCCGCCGGCGGGUCCGACUACUCGAGCGCCAUCCUCACCAUGACCAGGGCGCAGGUGGGCGCGUUCAAGGCGCGGUGCCCGGGCGCGUCCACGUUCCGCGCCGUGGCGGCCCUGGUGUGGCGGUGCGCGUGCCGGGCGCGGGCGCUGCCCCCGGAGGCGGAGACGCGGCUCUACUCCAUGAUCGACAUGCGCGCGCGCCUGGACCCGCCGCUGCCGGCGGGCUACUUCGGCAACGCGGUGGUGCGCACGUCGGUCUCCGCCACGGCCGGGGAGGUGCUGUCCAACCCGGUCGGCCACGCCGCGCGGCGCGCGCUCGCGGUGACGAGCCAGGGCGGCGACUACGCGCGGUCGCUGGUGGACUACCUGGAGGGCGUGGACGCCAUGGACCUGCCCCGGAGCGGCAUCUCGCGGGCGCACCUGCGCGCCAUCAGCUGGAUGGGCAUGUCGCUGCACGACUCCGACUUCGGCUGGGGCGCGCCGGCGUUCAUGGGGCCGGCGCUCAUGUACUACAGCGGCUUCGUGUACGUGCUGAACGCGGCGGGCAAGGGCGGCGGCCUCGCGCUCGUGCUGUCGCUGGAGCCCGAGACCAUGCCGGAGUUCAGGAAGGUCUUCGCCGAGGAGCUCGCGCGCCUGGAGGUUGUGUAGGGGUAUGCACAACUGCGUAUAUUACUGUUGAAUGUUGAUUCAUGGCGUUCCGUGGCAGGUUACGAACGUCCAUGGCAUAUUGUUGUACAUGCACGUGAGCGAGACAGACUGUUCAGUUCUAAGAUGUGAAGUCUUUGGAUGCCAAGUCAUGCGUGAAUGUUUGAAUGUCUAUAUGGGUUUCAAUAUAUAUAACCAAUAAACUGAACACAUUUUUUUUU